Molecule: messenger RNA, 477 nt
Organism: Aureobasidium pullulans EXF-150
Lineage: Eukaryota; Fungi; Ascomycota; Dothideomycetes; Dothideales; Saccotheciaceae
Exons: 3
Coding region: 1-477 (158 amino acids)
Source: RefSeq, a predicted model, not a curated record
AUGUCUAGCAAAGCGAAGAACCAGCCGGAAGUCAUUUUGAUGGCGGAACGAUCGUGCAGGGAGAUUUCAUGUCCUCAUAGAAACUUGGAAAGUCGGGGGAGCCACGGCUCAUGGUUGCUUGACUGCGACUGCAGGCACGACCUUGAUUGUCGUCCCAGAGCUAUCGUUGGAGGAAAGUUGUGGACGGAAGGUUCGCUGCAGCGGGUAUGCCAGGUACCGAGGUCACUGGUGGCAGAAGAAGGUCGACUAGAGCUACAAAACGGCGAACUCCCUAAAUCCUCAAAUUCUGGAAAUCUGAAAUCCUAUCCAUAUCCGGGGUCCUCCGGGCGCAAGUUAGUCGGAUUCGUACAUCAAAACUGUAAAACAAUUCUCUAUACUCUACAAGUCGCUAAACGUAUAAUUCGAGUCGAUAGAUCUAUUAUCAUUAAGAUGUUACUAGCAUUAUCUGGGGUCGUUAACAAACAACAAAUGGAAUAG